UUCAGAAACUAAUUAAGACUCCAUGGAGACUCUCAGCGUGGGUCGUCUGGUUCUUCUCCUCUUCUUCGUCACCUUCGUCCUCUUCCCUAAACACCCAUGUGGUAGCCAUGAUGAUGGCGGCAGCAUGAAGAAGACAAAGAUGAUGAAGUGGGAUCAUCAUGAGGGAGGGGAGAAAAUACAUCUGGAGUUCUGCGUGAAGGACAAGUGCACAGAGGGUCCAUGCUGGUGUUGCAGGAUACUAGGCCGCACGGAUUGUUAUGGUGAUCUAGUUGAUUGCGAGGCCCACUGUCCUACUUUUCCUCCUGCAGAUCCCUCUGCUCUAAUUAAUUAAUUACUUCAGGGAUUGAUUAAUAAUCCGUUCAUCUCCCUCCCUCCCUGUCCCUCAUAUCGCUUUCAUUUUCUUUUUUAUAUUUGUAUGCAACUGCAUGCAUUAUUAC
Molecule: messenger RNA, 437 nt
Organism: Diospyros lotus (date-plum)
Lineage: Eukaryota; Viridiplantae; Streptophyta; Magnoliopsida; Ericales; Ebenaceae
Exons: 2
Coding region: 23-331 (102 amino acids)
Source: RefSeq, a predicted model, not a curated record